Messenger RNA from Aphis gossypii (cotton aphid), 1299 nucleotides. RefSeq lists its product as uncharacterized. The record is from RefSeq and is a predicted model, not a curated record. NCBI's taxonomy places the organism in Eukaryota, Metazoa, Arthropoda, Insecta, Hemiptera, Aphididae. The coding region runs from base 1 to 1299 and encodes 432 amino acids. The transcript has 4 exons.
AUGACAAGUGACAAUAAAGUAAUGAUAGAAAUUGCUGGUGAGCAUAACCACCUUGUAGAUUCUACUAAAAAAAUCGAGAGGCAAGUUCUAAGGGAAAACUGUAAACGUAAAGCUACAAGUUCCAUUGCUACCCGGCCAAUAAAAAUAAUUAGAAGUCAACUUAUGAAUAGCGUUAGUACCGAGUUAGAAUAUAAUGAUAUAAAAUCAGUUAGAAAGGCUAUGUAUAUUCAACGAAGAAAAAACUUUCCUCGUUACCCUUCAUCUUUAGAAGAUGCCAUUACGCAAUUGAACGAAUUACAAAAUGAAGAAUUUUUAAUGUUUAGAGGGAAAAAAUUUAUACAUUUACCCGAUGAUUGCACUUUUAUUUGCUUAACAACUGAAGAGAAUCUUCAAUGUUUGACAAGUUGCACAGAUAUAUUUACGGACGGAACAUUCGACUAUGCUCCAAAAUUUUUUUUGCAAUUAUACACCAUUCAUGGCUAUAAAAACGGUGUUUACGUACCUUUGGUAUACUUUUUUUUAAAGGAUAAAUUUAAAAACACAUAUAUAAAUGUAUGGAAAUAUUUAAUUAAUAUAUGUGAAAAGCAAUCACUACUUUUUAAAAUUGAUAUAUUACAUAUUGAUUUUGAAAUUGGUGCUAUUCAAGCAACUAAAGAAGUUUUUCUUGAUGUCAAAAUUAAAACAUGCCGUUUUCACUUAGAACAAGCUUGGUGGCGCAAAAUUAAUGGCAAUACAAAGCUAAGAACGGCAUACAACGAUCAAAAAAACGAUUUACAAUUAUGGCUUAAAUCAUUUUUUGGACUUUCUUUCAUCGCUCCAGAUGACGUUGUAGAGCUAAUAAGUACGUGUCCAAAUAUUGCAGAUGGACAACUAUUUUCUGACUAUGUUCUGGAGACGUAUGUUGAACCUGGUUGUUUAUUUCCGCCUAUUUUAUGGGCUGAAACGCCAUCACUAAAUCCUAGAACUACAAACGGGGCAGAAAGUUUCCAUAGAACAUAUAACGCCCAGUUUACUAGCGCUCAUCCUCCGACAUUUGUUGUUAUAAGUACGCUUAUGGAAACUCAGGCAGAAACCGUCACUAAAUUAUCAACCAUUUCCAAAGGAAAAAUCAAGCCAAAAUCAAACGAAGAACUAAAGAAAAUCGAAUUUGUGAGUAAACAGCACAAAGAAUAUCAAAAAAAUAAAACACCAGAAAACUUACUUAAGUAUUUGGCCAUAAUUGGAAAUAGUUGGUACAAACAGCACGAGAGUCGUAAGGACAAACCCAAGACCGAUGGUGGCUUAGUCAACGACGAAUGA